Messenger RNA from Trichosporon asahii var. asahii CBS 2479, 978 nucleotides. RefSeq lists its product as uncharacterized. The coding region runs from base 1 to 978 and encodes 325 amino acids. NCBI's taxonomy places the organism in Eukaryota, Fungi, Basidiomycota, Tremellomycetes, Trichosporonales, Trichosporonaceae. The record is from RefSeq and is a predicted model, not a curated record. The transcript has a single exon.
AUGGUCACCAUCGAUAUCGCAUUCUUCCCCCACAUCUUCGACAGCAUCUUCGAGGCUUCUGACCAUAAUGCCUUGAUUCGACUACGACAAACAUGCCGCGCGCUUCGUAGCCGCAUUGACGACGAAUGGGGGCAUUUGGCGUGGCUCGUCAAAGACGACCGGCCAUAUGCGGCAGUCAAUCGGCGUAGCCUCAUAAUCCCCUGUGACUCGCCUUGCCUUAGACUCACUACCGUGCUCGACAUUUGCCACGCCGAUGACUGGUGCGACGUCAAUGAAGUCCCGUCCUGCUGUCGGCCUGAGGUUAUCAGAAUCUUCUGUCUCGGGAUCAUACCGCUGACUGCCUGCACCAAAACAAUCAUCAUUCUGGACCAGGAGUGUGGAGACAUUGCUGGCUACUACAUGGAGCCUCCCCCCGACCCGCAGUUCUCCAUUAACAUAAUCUACAAACUAGAUUACAUGGUCUGGGAAGGUUCCGAGGGACGUUGUCCUCCGUUCUUCUCCUAUGUCGGCAGAAUGAAGCGAUCCGCCGACGUAUACCUGCUGUUGUCGGGUUGCAAUCCUACCGGAGACUGCGUCAAAGAUUUGUGCUACUUUAUGAUGGAAUCUUUGACGGGCUACAAGAGUGGCGUUCGGGAAGGGGAAGCACCGCUCGGCUACGAACACAACUUCUACUUUGUCGACGUCCCAUCGUGGUUCGACACCUCAAUCACCGAUCUGUCUAAAGAUGACUCUGAACGUCUCGAUCGUAUUUUGACCACGCCCAGUACUUUCUACGCCCAUAUGUUGGCGGAGGCUGGAUACGAGGAGGGACUGGAGGACGGCAGUGAAGCAGAGUAUGCUCGCCACUGGCCACGCCUGGUGGUUCUGGAGCGCGUCUUCAAGCAAGUGCACUGCAUUUCGAGGGAACAGAUGCGCAAGCGUGUUGGCGAUAAAGCAUUCGACCUCACUUUUGCACCACCUAUGAGAACUAAUGUAUAG